CGUUUUAUGCAUUUUCGGGAGGCCUCGGGAGAAUUUAUCAACUUCCGGAGAGAAACUCGAGAUUUUAAAGAAUGUUUUGAAUUUUUAUUUAUAAUCUAUUUGCCGUAGAAGUUGCUACCUUAGAGUCAGGAAGGAUGGCAACAGGACAGUUACAGACAGGGCUCCCCCAACUCACUCAGGCCCCGCCCACCAUGUCACAGGUAGACAGGGAGAAAAUCUACCAGUGGAUCAUAGAGUUGACAAACCCUGAAACCCGCGAGAACGCCUUACAAGAACUCAGUAAGAAGAGAGAGGCAGUGCCAGACCUGGCUCCCAUGUUAUGGCAUUCAUUCGGGACUGUCGCUGCUCUUCUGCAGGAAAUUGUCAAUAUUUAUCCAGCAAUCCAUCCACCCCACCUCACGGCUCAUCAGUCAAACAGAGUGUGCAAUGCCUUGGCCUUGUUACAGUGUGUGGCAUCACACCCAGAAACGAGAUCGGCAUUUCUUCAGGCCCACAUUCCACUGUUCCUGUACCCGUUUCUUCACACCAUCCAUAAGACACGCCCAUUUGAGUAUCUAAGACUGACCAGCCUGGGGGUGAUAGGUGCUCUAGUCAAGACAGAUGAACAAGAGGUGAUAACUUUCCUUUUGACGACUGAGAUCAUUCCUCUUUGUCUGCGUAUAAUGGAGGCAGGAAGUGAACUCUCAAAAACGGUAGCUACAUUUAUUCUUCAGAAGAUUUUAUUAGAUGAAUUAGGCCUCUCAUAUAUAUGUCAGACGUAUGAAAGAUUUUCACAUGUUGCCAUGAUUUUGGGGAAGAUGGUGCUACAUUUGUCCAAGGAAAUGUCUGCCAGGUUGUUAAAGCAUGUUGUCCGGUGCUAUCUGAGACUUUCUGAUAAUCCCAGGGCAAGAGAAGCACUCAGACAGUGUCUGCCAGACCAACUCAAGGACAAUACGUUUUCUAGUUGUAUGAAGGAUGACAAUGCCACGAAGAGGUGGCUAAUGCAGUUGCAGCAGAACCUGGAGGCCCCCGGGAUUCCUGACCCCAGAAGUAUGCCCCUCCACCAGCAGUGAUCACGGAGAGGUGAUUCCUGACUUCAGAAGUACCCCCCCCCCUACAGGGCUACACCAGCAGUGAUAAGGGGGAGGUGUAAAGACAGACCUUUGUGUGGGGUUUCUGUCACGCUUAACCUGUCAAUGAUCUCAGAUAUAUGACAGGUUAAGUAACAUUUGUAAAUAAAUCAUAAUUGUGGACAAAAA
Molecule: messenger RNA, 1238 nt
Organism: Saccostrea cuccullata (small rock oyster)
Lineage: Eukaryota; Metazoa; Mollusca; Bivalvia; Ostreida; Ostreidae
Product: CCR4-NOT transcription complex subunit 9-like
Exons: 9
Coding region: 135-1052 (305 amino acids)
Biological process (GO): negative regulation of translation; mRNA catabolic process
Cellular component (GO): CCR4-NOT complex; CCR4-NOT core complex; P-body
Source: RefSeq, a predicted model, not a curated record